Molecule: messenger RNA, 1628 nt
Organism: Perca fluviatilis (European perch)
Lineage: Eukaryota; Metazoa; Chordata; Actinopteri; Perciformes; Percidae
Exons: 2
Coding region: 94-969 (291 amino acids)
Biological process (GO): positive regulation of Rho protein signal transduction; phospholipase C-activating G protein-coupled receptor signaling pathway
Molecular function (GO): lysophosphatidic acid receptor activity
Source: RefSeq, a predicted model, not a curated record
GGGCUGUGAUAGAGAGCCAGUACAAGUUGGAUCAGAUACUCAAACACAGGAGUCCACAGAGGGAGGAAGACCAGCAACAAAUACUGAUAAGAUAUGGCAGCAAACUCUUUCAAUGAUUUUGUCCAUUAUCCUGACCUUCCUAUCGGCAUAUGUUGCUUCACAACCAGACCAAGCGCCUUCAUCUUCUUCGCAUACAGCAUCACCAACAUCCUCCUCCUCCUCCCUCUCUGCAUCCUCGUCCUCUACCUGGGUCUCCAGCGGUGGCGGCGACAUCGCUCCACCUCCGCAGCAGCAACGACAAGUCACUCAGACAGCUUUGCCUACCACAUGGUCGCCAUGCAGCUGAUUGGUGUAUUUGGACACACCCUCUGCUGCUGUGGUAUCUACGGGGAUCAUGUUAAUUUAUUUAUUGUGCGGUUCUCUCUUUGGAACAUCCCCUGGUACGGAGAGAUUUUAUUUCACAUCCUGACCUGUGUGGAGCGCUAUCUGGCUGUCGUUCAUCCCGUCACCUACCUGAGUCUGAGACGAGAGAGAGGGAUCAGAAUCAGAAAUAUCAGCAUUGGUUGUGUUUGGCUUCUUUGCUUUGGAGCAACAGUUGUGACUUUUGAGACAGUAUUCUCAAUCAUAGAUUUCAGCCUCUUGAGUUUCUCCUUGUUCUUCAUUUCCUUCUGCAGUCUUUCUGUUCUCUGUGUUCUGAUUCGUCCAGGGCCAGGGGAAAAGGGCGGGGACAGGGAAAGAGUUGACCAAUCAAAGCAGAGGGCUUUCUGCACCAUCAUGGCCAUACUCGUAGUGCUGUUGUUAACAUACUCUGGGAAUCUGGUUGGGCUUUGUCUUAGUGUGUUAAGUAAAGAUGAUGAGUGUGUGCUGGUGAUGUCUUUGUUCUGGUUUAAUAUCCCCAGCAGCCUGGUGUUACCUCUGCUGUUUCUACACAGAGCAGGAACAUUGGUGUGUCGUAAGAACAACACCUAACGAGGAUUAGAUUUGCAUUAAAUCACUCCAGAUUCAAGCAAACUAAUGCCUAUUUAAACAUCUUCUGGUUUGAUGUCCACCUGCUGCUGAGAAACAUAUCUCAUAUUCCCUUGGAUUAGGAUAGCACCAAGAUCUUGUUUGCAGCUCUUGCCGUGGUCCUGCUGCACUCCCUGCUACACCCUGCUACGCUCUGCGGUGCACUGCUGUGUCCUGUUACGUCCAGCUAUGCUCAGCUGUGUCACGUUACAGCCUGUAACGCCCUGCGGUGCCUUGCUAUGACAUGAACUAUUACGACCUACAAACGAUACUACUACCAUUUGUAGUCAAAGUUCCAUUAUCUUUACUGUGACUAUUAUUGCAACUGUUCAUCACACCCCCAACCGGUCUCUGGCUGGUAUAUGAAUGAUUUAGUUGUCUGCUGUUCACCCAUUUUAUUCAGCCUGUUUGUAAAGCACUUUGGUCAGAUCAUGCUGUUUUAAAUGUGCUAUAAAAACACAUGUGACUUGACUUGAUUUACUUCUGUUAACUGAACAUGUUGUUGUCUCCUUAAUUAACCGAAGUUGCUGUAUGUCUUGGGUUUCCUGUAAAACAACACAUACAAUCUUUUAUGUAACUUUUGCCUCACUGAUUAAUCAUGAUUAAACUUAAAUUGUAAUGGG